This is a messenger RNA of Meloidogyne enterolobii, 725 nucleotides long. NCBI's taxonomy places the organism in Eukaryota, Metazoa, Nematoda, Chromadorea, Rhabditida, Meloidogynidae. The record is from the annotation of a GenBank genome assembly.
UCAAAGUGGACUUUUUGAUUUAAUUAAAAAUGGCACAACAGCUGUUAAUAUAAAAUUUAGCCGACCAAUUCCAGAGGGAGGGGUAAUGCUUAUAGUGAUGGGUGAAGCUGACUCACUAAUAAUGCUAGAUAAAAAUAGAACGAUUACCAGUGAUACAACUAUUUGAUUUAUAUUUCUUUUAUUAUCUUUUCAUUCACUCUUUUUCAAAUUGUAUUUUUUUAAUUACAGAAAUAAAAAUGUUUUCUAAAAAAGCUUCUUUUAUUAUUUUAAUAUUAAGAAUUUUCCUUCCCAUAUGUGGAUUAACUGUUGAAGAAGGGGUUAAUAUCAAAGAAUUACCCGAGUAUUCCGAAUAUUUAAGACAAGUAGCAGACAGACAUAUAAUUUUAACAACAACUCAGGCUUUGCCAAGGAAAUCUGCUAUUGGUCCCUUUGCUAAUUUUCCCUCUAUACAGUUAUGUAAGGAUGCACCCUCAUCAAGUGAAAAUUACUAUACCCAUGUCUAUUGUUGGGUAAUGCUCCUUCUUUAUGCUUUGCUAGUGCUUAGUUUAAUUAUUUAUCAAUUACGCUCAUUUGUUUGGUUAGGGAAUACGAUCCCUUCGAGAAAAAAUAAAAAAGAAAAUAAAGAAAUAGAACUUAAAAUAUUAGAUGAACAGUAUACAGAUUACAAAAAUAAUGGAAUCAAAUCCACAAACGAAUCAAGUGUUCAAAGGGUGUCUAUCGUGUGA